Balaenoptera acutorostrata (minke whale) is the source of this 12751-nucleotide messenger RNA. RefSeq names its product MAF bZIP transcription factor (gene MAF). Gene Ontology annotation, molecular function: DNA-binding transcription factor activity, RNA polymerase II-specific; RNA polymerase II cis-regulatory region sequence-specific DNA binding. The transcript is spliced from 3 exons. Bases 1828 to 2994 code for a protein of 388 amino acids. Gene Ontology annotation, cellular component: nucleus. NCBI's taxonomy places the organism in Eukaryota, Metazoa, Chordata, Mammalia, Artiodactyla, Balaenopteridae. Gene Ontology annotation, biological process: lens fiber cell differentiation; regulation of transcription by RNA polymerase II. The record is from RefSeq and is a predicted model, not a curated record.
UUUUUCCCCCUUGUUCCUCGCCACGAUCAAGUCUGAAAUAAUUAAGUGAAACGUAAAAGUGCAAAGGGCGCGCGGGACCCUGAUAAACAGGAGUCAAAUUUCAUAAGGGGGUGGAUGAGUGUGUGUGAGAGAGAGAGAGAAAUGAAUCUCAAAGGCCAAACACGGGCCAGAGUCGGAAGCCGGAGGGUGAGCCGGGCUGACCUGACUCCGAGCUUUCCCGGAGUUAAUUCGCGGAGGAGUUCGCUCCCCCCGCAAGGGCACGCGACGCCAGCGGGCAGCCAGCCCCCGCGCGGAAUGGCUCCUGAACAACUUAUUUCACCUCCUUUAAAAGAGGGUGAUAAAGCGCGCUUUCUCUUUCCGCCGACUCCAAACCGCCGCGGCAGGCGCGCGGCGGGGCGACGUCCUCCGCGCCGUCUGGACCCCUGCACACCCGCGCGCGGGCACCGGGGAGAGGGACAAAGAGUUUGGGCCAAGUUUGAGCUCCGGGCACUGCCAGGCUCGGGGGAAGGAAGGUCCCCCGGGCGGACACCUGGGUGCCGAAGGUGGAGCAAGGAGAAAAAGCUACCCGGCGAAUUCACGACCCUGGGGAUGGUGGUCGGCGGUAGGGGGGGUGGCGGCGGCCAAUUCCGGCCCAGCGAGUGGCAGGCGAGCUGGGGCUCCGGAAGGCAGGCCUUUCUCGCUCCGAAGUAAAGCCAACCGUCCUGCCGGUCCACCCGGGUUCCCGCAGUCCCCCUGGAAAACUCCUUCCCCUCUUGCACCAAACUUUGCGCCCGGCUUUGCAACCUCCCGAGGAGGCUGCGGCGCAGGAAGGGUUAAGACUGCCAGUCCCAGCUGACAGUCAGCUGAUUGGGCCCUGAUUGACAGCUCGGAAAAGUUUCCUUGUUUCUAUAUUAUGCUAAUCGCGACCGCUCUCGCCGCCUCCCAUUGGUCUGGAGUACCAGUCAAUUUCCCUUUUGGGCCUGACGUCACAAGUGCUAUAAAACUCAGCAAUUGCUUUAAACUCUUCUUGCUGGAUCAGAGGCUUUAAAAUCUUUAUUUCAUCUUCGAGCUGUAGCUCGGGCUGCUCGUCGGCUCGGCCUCUCCCCUUUUGCUCUCCGCCUCGCCUUUUCCCCAGGACUUCGCUAUUUCGCUUUAAAAAAAAAAAAAAGAGACAAGAAAGAACUCCGCUCCCCCCUCCCUUUCCUCCAGCCCGGCUGCACCUCUGUCUUGCACUUUGCACGGAGGGAGGAAGACCGCGAGGUUGAGAGAGAGAGAGAGAGGAAAGAAAAAAAAAAAAAAGCCAGGCAGAAGAGGAGGCGAGAAGCAUGAAGUGUUAACUCCCCCGUGCCAAGGCCCGCGCCGCCCGGACAGCGGCCCGCCGCGCCUCCAGCCCGGAGCGGCCGCCGCGCGCGCCCCGCCUGCAGCCCGGGCCGGUGAGGCGAGCACUCCUUAUGCAAAACGCGCAGCGGAGCGGCGAGCGGGGGACGCCGCGCACCCAGCCGGGCUCUUCUGGCUUCGCCGCCGCCGCCGCCGCAGCCCGCAGAGGACCUUCCCGAGCCUGAAGCCGCCGGCUCGGCGCGCUAGGAGGCGAGCAGGCGAGGAGGGGCCGGGGCGAGCGAGCAAGCACAUUGGCGUGAGCAGGGGGGAGGGAGGGCGGGCGCGGGGGGCGCGGGCAGGGCGGGGGGUGUGUGUGCGCGCUCGGAGGUUUCGGGCCAGCCACCGCCGCGCGAGCUAGAAGCGCCCCAGCCCGGCAAGCUGGCUCACCCGCUGGCCACCCAGCACAGCCCGCUGGCCCCUCUCCUGCAGCCCAUCUGGCGGAGCGGCGGCGGCGGCGGCGGCGGCAGGAGAAUGGCAUCAGAACUGGCAAUGAGCAACUCCGACCUGCCCACCAGUCCCCUGGCCAUGGAAUAUGUUAAUGACUUCGAUCUGAUGAAGUUUGAAGUGAAAAAGGAACCGGUGGAGACCGACCGCAUCAUCAGCCAGUGUGGCCGUCUCAUCGCCGGGGGCUCGCUGUCCUCCACCCCCAUGAGCACGCCGUGCAGCUCGGUGCCCCCUUCCCCCAGCUUCUCGGCGCCCAGCCCGGGCUCGGGCAGCGAGCAGAAGGCGCACCUGGAAGACUACUACUGGAUGACCGGCUACCCGCAGCAGCUGAACCCCGAGGCGCUGGGCUUCAGCCCCGAGGACGCGGUCGAGGCGCUCAUCAGCAACAGCCACCAGCUCCAGGGCGGCUUCGAUGGCUACGGGCGCGGGGCGCAGCAGCUGGCCUCGGCGGCCGGGGCCGGCGCCGGCGCCUCCCUGGGCGGCAGCGGCGAGGAGAUGGGCCCCGCCGCCGCCGUGGUGUCCGCCGUGAUCGCCGCGGCCGCCGCGCAGAGCGGCGCGGGCCCGCACUACCACCACCACCACCACCACCACGCCGCCGGCCACCACCAUCACCCGACGGCCGGCGCGCCCGGCGCCGCGGGCAGCGCGUCCGCCUCGGCCGGUGGCGCGGGCGGCUCGGGCGGCGGCGGCCCGGCCAGCGCCGGGGGCGGCGGCGGCGGCGGCGGCGGAGGCGGCGGCGGCGGCGGCGGCGGGGGCGCGGCGGGGGCGGGGGGCGCCCUGCACCCGCACCACGCCGCCGGCGGCCUGCACUUCGACGACCGCUUCUCCGACGAGCAGCUGGUGACCAUGUCGGUGCGCGAGCUGAACCGGCAGCUGCGCGGGGUCAGCAAGGAGGAGGUGAUCCGGCUGAAGCAGAAGAGGCGGACCCUGAAAAACCGCGGCUAUGCCCAGUCCUGCCGCUUCAAGAGGGUGCAGCAGAGGCACGUCCUGGAGUCCGAGAAGAACCAGCUGCUGCAGCAGGUCGACCACCUCAAGCAGGAGAUCUCCAGGCUGGUGCGCGAGAGGGACGCGUACAAGGAGAAAUACGAGAAGCUGGUGAGCAGCGGCUUCCGAGAAAACGGCUCGAGCAGCGACAACCCGUCCUCUCCCGAAUUUUUCAUGUACCCAAGGGAAUCCUCUACAUCAGUGAUGUGAAAAAUCCUGUUGCCUGAAGUCAAAGAGAAAGUAUGAUGCUGGCAUGCUAAUUGCGUGAGACAACUCGGCCCGCAGACAGCCACAAAGCACAAAAACAAAACAAAACUCAGAGAAGAAACGAGAAUGGUGUUUUCCUGGCGUCUACAAGAAGCGCUUUAUUUUUCCUCUAGAUUGCUUUUCUAAAAAAACAAAACAAGACAAAAAACAAAACUGAAACAAACAUUUAAAGGAACAAGACAAAAAACUUCAGGUGAUACUAUUCAAGCAUGUUCUUUUAUUAAGCGUAGGAUGAGAGGAACAAGAGGACAUUGAAGCAGGAUGCUGAACAGACACACUGAGGGGCUGUGAACCUCCGCGAUGGCGUUGUUUCCCGAAACCGUGAGUGAAGAAUGGAGGGAACAGCUUUUUAAUCCCCCGUCCCCAAAAUAUCCUGUAAGGGCGCAAGACUUCCUUUCCUGCCUGUCGAGGUUAUCUAGGGAAUGAUUUGCAAAAUUUGUUUGUUAUAAUUGCUAAAGAAUCUUUUGUAUGGCUUUGGCCAGGGAGUUGGUGGACCAGUACUUGGUGACCCACUAAUUGUGUGUAUCCCACCCAUUUCUAAGCGUCACCUCCAUCUUGGCUGGAACAAGGUUCAGAAGGUCCUCUCUCCAGUAGUUGCCAAGCCCGCUCCGACUUGAUCAGGCUGAAGGAAACGGUUAUCUCCUGGAUCAGUGCAGCGAAGGAUAAAUACUGGCUUUUUUCUUCCCUAAAUAGGAGAAAGCCAGCUCCUGGCUACACUGUGGCUACGGCGGCUGUGCCUGGUGCGGGGCAGUGGGGCACCAGGCUGUCCUACACGGUGAGAACUGCUCGUGCUUCUACCGAGAGACGAAGAACCUACCGAGCAACUAAGCUUAACUUUCAAGCAGGCCAUCACCAGGGGAGCAGAGGGACCCAAGCCUAACCCAGCCCCAGAAAAGACGUAUUGUCCCUUUACCCCCAGAAUUCCCUGCUUCCUGUUGGUACCUAACAUUUUUCGCUCUGUUGUGACUACUCUUAUAUCCUUGACUCUGGCGGAUCUGGGUCGGAGGGACAUGGAAAGCCCUGGGAUGAUCAGUUGGAAGGGGUCCAGCGUUGGCAGUUACGCCCGAGCACUCACGAAUGGUGGGCACGUGUGCUGAUCCUUGCUAAGUGCCCACUUAGCCGGACGGGCUGCCAAGUCCUUCCUGGAUCAGCCUCUCGCUGAGCGCCCACAGGGCCCGGGCCGUGUCUUCGCUCUGGGCUUCCGUCGAGGGCAGGCAGCGGCAGCAGUUGUUGAAGUACAUCCCUCCCAGACCCUCCAGUUCCGGGGCGGCAGCACAGUAGACGGUGGUGGCGGCUCCUUGUUGCUGGAAAGCAAAGAACAAAGACCACGGAACGUUUUUUUAACUGGGAAUGAGCAAGAGCCUCUCCUCACCUGGUUCAGAUGCAUCUGGAUCUCAGCACGGCCGAGGGUACUGAACUCAAAGCACGUGACUGUAAAAGGUAGGAUGGGACCAUCCUGGGAAAACGAGUUCAUAAACUCCGCUCGUAAAGCCAGUGUGACUUUUUACACUUCAUAUAGGAAAAGGCUUUGAAAACAGACAGACACGUCUAUCAGUUAAUCACAUCAGAUGUCUCUUCUGAGCAACGAGAAGAAGAUGGGAUCCUUUUGAACACGCGAGAACAAAUUCAUCCCACUUCCUCACUUCUCAAAGCAUAAUGUCAUUUGACACCGAGAAGUUUCUAGAAACUUCUCUCUGAACUAAACCAACCACUCUAAUCAUGGCCCAUCAGGUAGAAAACCAAGCGGAACUGGUGCCAGAUUUUUCCUUAUUCGUUGCCCGUGGGGCUGCUAGAGGAAGGGUUUGUGAUGCCGUGUUAAAAUGUUUGAGACACACGUAUACACAUAUUCCCCACCAUCACACGUGCCUCAUGCACACAGAAGACACGUUUGUGAGUUUAUCCUUAUCCUGGAGACCUUUUUGUAAGAAGUGUCAUAUUCAGCCCAUACUUGGCAAUGGGACCGUGGCUUGGGGGGGCCAUGUCCUCCCAGCCCCCUUCAAAAACGCAAGUUGUAAUGAGUGCAAUUGAUCACUUGCAAUUGACCUUUUGAGUAGCAGUUGGCGCUGUGGCUAGGGGUGUGUGUGCCGGUGGGGCACCAUAUCAUCCGGGCUGACAGAACGCUGUCAGGGAUGCUGGAAAGAGGGCAAGAAAUCACUUUGCUUUGCAAGCCAUAAUUAAAGAUAAUAGGCUGGUGUUCAUAGGGAGACACCGUUGGCACGGCUCUCAUUUAAAACCAACACAGUUUAUCUGGCGUCUUAUAUGUGCAUUACAGCCCUUGCUGCGUCAACUAAUUAUCAGUUGAUAGAGAAGGGGGGCUGGGAGGCAGAGGAGGAUGGAGAAAGAUAACUGGGGAUAAGGCCACCAUUAGGAAAACAUUAAGGACAUCUAAUUGAGAGGGAAGUGAGUUUCCAUCCCCACCCAAAAGCUUACUCUUUUUCUCCCCCUACAGGUUUAAAUUGUGCCCAAGCAGAGAGCUUACUGGAGAGCAUCCCCCCCAUAGGGUUUGGUUUGCAUUCACCAUGGUUGUUUCGUAUAAGCAUUGGGAGCCAAGGUCAUUCUGAGAAUCAAGGUCUCAAGGUAUUAUAAAUUUUAGGAAAGUACUAUAAAGUAGACUUGGGGUUUUUGUUGCAGGGGGACAUUUAUUGAAUUUCUCUGAAAACCAAAUGGUCGAAUACAUUGAAGUGACAUGCUUGUGCAGAGGAGGGUGGCGUGGAGUGGGAAUGGGACACUUGAGUUCUGAUAAUAACGGGCUGCUUGACUGUAUUGGACAAGACCCUUUGGUCCAAAAUUUGAACCCCUGACGUGACUUCGCUUUAACGAAAUAGUAAUUCGGUGUGUUAUUUCCCCAGCCCUCUCACCCAUGCCCACUCCCCAAAUAGCCGAUUGUUUAUUUUCUUGGGUUCACCUGUUUCUUUUCAACUUGAUUUGUGUGGCUCAGGUCUAAUGGACAUGAGCCCGUGUCAUCCAAAUUUCCUUUCACUGAAUUAUUAUUCCUAAUACCCCUUAGCUUAGCACAUUUAUCUAACGAAUUUCCAGUGUCUUAUCUGACUCCCCUGAAUCCCAUGUGGGGAAAAAAGGCAAGCAAAGCACCUCUAAAGACAAAUGGAAGACUUGAGAUGCUCAUCUCGCCAACCCAAGCAAAUAUCAUCUUGGCCUCAAUUCUUAGCAGAUGUCAGGUGGAGAUGGUGUUUUGAAUAAUUUUCUGGAUAUCUGUUUUCGAUUUCCAUUUUACUUUGCAACUGCCAAAACCACCAAAGAGUGGUCAGGGCCCUUUGGCAUCAGCUCUCAAGUGGUGGGAGAAGCCAGUCAGCUCAUUCCUAAAUCCAGGCCCCCUCAACCCCACCCCAGAGUGGUUAUAGUAUCAGCAUUCAUACAUCACAACAAACUGGCCUUUCACAGCUCCACCAAUCCUGAGAAAAGAUCAAAGUUGGCCACUUGGGAAAGCAACAAAUGGAAUUCUUCCCAACCCAGUGUAAUCUUUUGCCACUCUGACCUUCUAAAAAUGAUACCAAUGCUGCACUCUCUUGCAUUGUUGGAAUGGUAUUUUUGCAGAGAAAUUCUGCGCUUACAUUGAUUCAGAAUCGAGUUGAUGAGGGAGCCGGGGGGCAUGGAUUUUCCCUCCACGGAAUGUGAAAGCAAUUGCAAUCGACCUCAUUUCAUGUAAACCGCCACUUGGCUACCAUGCUGAAAAACCAUGAAGUUGAGUAAAGCCCAAUCUUUUAUCAAGAGCUGGCUUUGAUUCUUUUGCCACUAGGCUCAGGGUGAUACACAAUUUAAGUCUCAUCACCAGCGGUGCUGACUCUGUAGAAGAACACAGUACAGCAGGGCACCUGAAAGCAAAGACCACCUUCUCCACUCCGAAGAUCAACUGUGCACAUUUGGCAAAGAAAGACUGGACCGUGAAGUAGUGACAACGUCUUUUCGUCCCAAGCCCACGACCCUUUCGGCUUCUCAGGGAACGCUCUUUUCAGCUGCACCCAUGGCAGCCUCUGAGUGACAUCUUUAUAUGAGCAGGUGGGAUGACGGUUUAAUAACAAGUUCUAAUUUGGGGCUCAUCAGCUUUUCGGCCUAUCAAUCACCAGAAUGAGGUGGAGUCACAUUAGGAAAUCUCAUUAGUAAAUAAGCUGGUACUGCUGAUACAAGAGAAGACAUUUUUAAACUGAUAGAAGAAAAAUUUUUAAAGAGCACUUUCAUCACCAUCAAAUGACUUUCCUGCCACUUUGGGGGGCAUCAGUCCGUAAUCCAGAAAAAAAUGAAAGAGCCCUAUCAAGGAAAUGACGUUAACAGCAAACAACUCUGUUAUAAAAUAUCCGCCUUGCUGGUUGGCACCACUGCUUACUGAUCCGUCGUGAUAAGAUAAUAGCAAUAUCUUGACAUAUAAACACUAGCUGGAGCUGUGGGUUCCCCUCAGCGAUUUUUUAAGAACAAAUUCAUGGGAAGCCUGGAGGCUGCAUGCCGUUGCUGAUCAUGGGAACCGGGGUGGCGACUCUAUCCUGUAGCGGUGGCAGUGAGUUAGGGUGCGGAUCACACGGGGCCGAGGAUUUCUGGGAAGCCCAGUAGAAUCUUUAAUCACGCCUGAAUGCCAUUUCUGAUUUAGUCAAACAUGUGCGAGCUGCCAAAGGAGAACUACGCCAUCAAUCUUUAUAGCGUCUGUAAAAUUACCCAGGAUUCUUGUUUGGGAUUAAGUUAAGAGCAUCUGGGUAAUAAGGGGGUUCAUCAUUCUCUUUCAGAAAUCAUUUGUCGGAUGAGCGGCACAGUCUUCAACUACAGAAAGGUGGGAUUUAGAAAGCAGUUACUGUUCAUUUAUCGUUGGGGCCCUGAGAUCUAAAUCAUCCAUCCUUCCAAAGCCCUUGGUUGGGAUGAAACGGUGACGGAGCUGCGUUCCAUCAACAUUUACUCGAUAACCACUAGCCAUCAAUUUGCAGCUGUCCGCACAGACUCCAAAUGAAUAUUGACUCUUUGCAAGAGAAAGGUACAGGGGUUUCUGAUCAACAAUCUAGGCUUAAGGAAAAAUCCACCCACAUGUUAAUAUUUGUAAUGCAUUGGUAGGUAUUCUAAUAUAACUUACGCUUUAAUAAGGACACAUGUUACACAAUUAUGUUUAGUUUUCAGGUUUCUCUACUUUUAAAAUGCAUGCUUCUUUAAAAAAGAAAGAAUAAAUUCCUGUCUUAAAAUAGAUUUAACUCUGAGACACAUAAAAAAGUAGACACACUACCAUGGGAUAUCUGUAUAUUCAGUGAUUUUUGAGAGUAGCAGAUGUCCUAAGAUUGCUUUCCUACAGACACGUCGGUAUCGGGACACUGCACAGCAAAUGCUGAGUGAAUCAAUCUAUGCAAAAAGUGGAGUGGAGUAAGGGAAGGCAGCACAGAACUUACACUGGACUUGGAACCCCACGGGCAGGGAAGGAGAACGUCCCUUCUGGAAGCGGGCACUGAUGAUGGUGCUGAAUUCCCGGGACAGAGAAGUUUGCAGGUGUCACAGGAAGAGAAGACAGGUGUCUCUUCGAACCCUCAAAGCUUUCCCUGUUACUCAUCUGGGGUCUGUGAGGCAAAGCAAACCAUUUCCAAGUGCAGAACUGAUGCAACGCCCCGGUGAGUACAGCAGAAUCAUUUAUCCCGGAGCCUUGGUGGAGAUGGGGCAGUGAGUGCAGGUGCCAUGGGGGGACUGAUGGCCGCCCUCUCAGUCUCUUCACGUCUCCCAAUAACCCUCCCCAAAGAGAGUCUUCAGCUACCCUACUGGAAACGUGCGACGCGGUGUCUGUCUCAGGGUUCAUCUCCUGAGACUGGGGUGCCUGGAGCACAGCUGUUCUCAGCAAUAGGACGGUUUAAAUCUCUGAUUUGAGAGAAAAAAGCAAAGCAAGCUGCUCCAAAAGGUUACGUGUUCCCUACUCACCACUCGUGUGACCACAACCAACCCCUCGCCCUCCUGCCUGGGUGUGGAAUGAGUGCAAAUCAAUAACAUACCAACUUCCGCCAAAAUGAUGCGAGACGGGAGACGACAGAGAACGUGCCUCGCAAGGACCCUUUUCCUCCACACUGUCGAGCUUUUCUAGUGAGUCGUUGCGUACGGGGACUGUGUAAGUGGUAACGAUGGCCAGCAUCUCCUGCGAGCUUGCCAUUGCUCUGGCACUGUGCAGAAAGCUUUGUAAGCACCAUAAUCUAACCCGCACACAGCUCUACCAGCCAGGGACGAUCAUUAUCCCCAUUUACAGGGAAGCCUACUUAGUACCAGAGCUCAAAAGCAACUCGUCCAAAGCCACACAGAUCAUCACACAGAUUGACCCUCCAGAAUCCAUGCCAGAUGCAGUACAAAACCUCCUUCCCAAACUUGCGACACAAAUUGGCAGGCUGCCCAUUCCCUGUGUCUCCCGUUUGGCUGAAGCUACCUUAGGAGGAGUCUUCCUUCCCUUCUCAGCCAGGCCACGUCUGGCCACAGUGUGGCUGAAAAUUAAAUGGAUGGGCUGUACGUUUAAUUUUUUAAAAACGGGCUGUCAUGUGCUCACCUGAGAAAUGUUGGGAGGAGAUUUUCCCAUUGUUGAUUUAGGCAGUGAACUAAAUUGAAAUUAUAUCCAUUUGGAUUAACAAAAAUGAAGACCCAGCGCCACCUCAAAAGAUCCAAUGGCAAGUGACCCUUAACAAAACCAUCACCUGAUUCAAAAUGCCACCUCCAGGUGCCAGAUGGGACCAGCUGUGAACCUACUACUCCUGGACGAUCGACUUUUUUUCAAAGCGUGAACGGAAGCACAUCAAAACCAGUGAAACCCCGAGCGAUCUCCAUCUUAUAAAUUCACACACGUGUACAAUGAAUACGGCCUUUUGGAGGAUAAUAUCUGACGUGUUACAUCAGGUUUGCAGAGGAAACUGAUCGACCUCCCUCUCCUGCCCUCCCUCAAUUAAUUCCUGAGAAAUUAAUUCCUGCAAAUUCCUAAGAAGUGAUUCCUACGAAGGCGUCAAACAAUAUAGGCUUAGGUACCUGCAAAUACUUCUUGUAGAUAUCGUAAUAGAACUUUCUUCAUAGCCCUCGGGAGUUUUGCUCACAGGCUGUUCUUAGCAUUUAUUACAGAAGGGAAAUCCACUCAAUUUCUCAAGUAGAAAAAGUGAAGAGGGUCGGGAAAGCGGAUAUUUGUUUUUAACUGAGGAGGCUGGGAAAGUCUUCGAGAAUGUUCUGGAGAAUCCAUUUAGAUCACAUGCAGAUCUUAGCCUGACGGAAGAGAAUGUGUACCUACCACCAUGUGUUAGGAUAUUUACCUCUUGCCUCAGGGAAAGAGUUUCUUUGCUAAAGAGGAUGACAAACGUGGAAAGCCUCAGAGGUUCCUUUUCAGCUGACUCUCUCCCGUGGCAGGUAAAGGAGUACCAUUCCCUGGGUGACCCUGGGACACCGGGUUCGAUGGCAGUUGCUCUGAAGGAGAGCUAAGCCGUGGGAUAUGCCAGUGCAUCACCAUCGGUGCAGUGGGUCCUGGCACAGGACACAGCCCCCAAAAGUAGACGGCAGUUUGAGUGAGAGGUGUUUGAGGGGCACAAAUGGGACAGAGCUUUCACACAGCAGAUGUGCCCACGUCUUCGUUGGGAGAGAAUCACGAUGACAUGGAGGCCUUCUUAUUUGCAAUUGAGGCACCCCAAAUAUUAUGCCCCCAAAUCCACAUCAGGCUACAAAGACCAGGCUAGUCUCCUUGACAAAAGCCAUGAAUCUCUAGCAAGACCAUUAAGCAGUUUUGAGAGAUUGACUUGAAGACCAGGGCAGAAUGAGUUGGAAAGUCAGGAGGACGGUGGCUGUGAUUCUCUGAGAAAUCUUUAUAGGAACAAGCCCAGGGGCCAGUAGGUUCAGGAUGGAAAGCUGGAAAGGACUUUUAAAGGCAGAAGAGCGUAUCUGUCUUUGCUGGCCUUAGGUUUGGGGGAGGGGUAGGCAGACACUCCCGACCACCCGAAGAGGUCCAGAGCCAUGUUUGUUCUGGAAAGCAAGGCUCCCGAGGAUUUUUGCUUAGGCUAAUCGGCAGCACUUCAGGGCAGAGUGGCCCUGGGAGGUUUGCAGGACUGUGUUUUCAAUUGGCUGAACUGUUCUGAACUUUCCCUUGACGUGAAUGAGGCCCUCUUCCUACCCCCUUUGUGUUCCAGAAUCCUUGCCGUAAACAUGGCAGGGGUUCCAUGACAGAUUGAUGGCUGGUCUCAAAAGAGUGAAGGUGGAACAUUUAGCAUGACUUCAUCGUCCUGAGACCUGCUGUUAUUUCUAGAUGUGCUCUGGUGGAGUGGGAGUCCUCCAAAGGAGGGAAGGAAAAAGGAAUGGCUAAAAGUACAGUCCAGGUGGGUGACAUUAUUCAUGCCUGUUCUACCUUCCUUUUGUGCCAGAGAUGUUCUAGAACUGAUUGGGCUGGAGAGACGGUCUCAUUAAAAAUAAGAGAAGACGUUGUUACACCUGGAACAACAUCUCUGUUAGAUCCAUGAAAGCAUUCCCUGGGCAUUCUGUGCUGAUACUGCCUGGGUUGCCCACAUUGCUUUUCAAGUAGGGAGUUGUGUUGCUGGGCUGGAAAACUGCACUGGGGUAUCCACUCUUCCACGGGUUAGUUUGAAAUGGCUAAGACAGAAGGAUCUUAGAAAUGUGCCACCAAAAUACGCAUCAUCCUUCCACCUGGGACAAAUCCGAUGGCCCGUUCCUGAAAUAUUCCAACCCGGCCACCUGGACACUAGUGCCGAAGGACUACUGAGUGUUCCUGAGAGCUCAAAGAAGGCAUUUAGCUUGUGUUAAUUUGAAACGUUUUUACUUCUUUAACCUUGGUUCUAGCUAGCUCUGUAUACUGUAUAUAAAUGUAUGCCUCUGUAUUUGCCAUGUAUACUGAAAUAAACCUUUAAAGUUAUCGCCAGGCAGAAUGAAUGGGUUCAGUUCUAAUAUGAUGGUGCAAAGCAUAUCUUCACAGUACAAGUGAAACAGACAGCUUCCCCCCUUCCCUUCUUCGGCACAGAAUUGCACCACUGAGUUGGUCUGCCACGCUGGCUCUUUUAGAAAACCACAGAGCUGACCAUUUUUGUGAGCAGGCAAACCCCAAACAAACAAACAAGCUGUUUGUUGCCAUUGUAAGGUUGACGGUUCGUUUACACCUAGGACACAGAGAGAGUCUACGACCUAGUACCGAAAACGCAUUGGUGAUGGGGGGAUAAAAGCCACAGGGUCUUCUCUGAUGAGGCCACAGGGCAUCGUGGUAAGAAAUCCACGGACUCUUAACUAACUAACUAACUCUUCCAGCAGCGAAUUAAGAGAAUGGAGUCUACAACAAUCAGAUCUCACAGGCAGGCCACCCUCCGCUCUCCGCGUCCAGCCACACUGUUUCAAGUCAAGUCAAGCACGUCUGCAUUAGGCUUGUGCCUUUUCAUAGAGGGCUCUCUGCGACGGAUCAUUUCUCAGGCUCAAAGACGAUGGCCUUGUUGAUAUUUCAUUUAGAACAUACUGCGGAGAGCAUCUCAUUUAUAUUACUUCCAUAAUUAAUGGGGAGAGCUUAGGCACUGCCUUUGCACAGACGGAUCUCGUCACAGUGGUCGAUGGGUAGAGGAGAAACAAUAGGUAUUUCAUUCACCAGCAGCGUGUCGCUAGUUAGUGGGAAAUGAUCACGUAUGCUGUUGCUUUAAUUGCCAGGGUAAAUAAUUCUGCCUCGGUGGAAGGGAACAUUUUAAAGCACUUGGUGCAAAUAGACUAGAAACAACACACACACACA